AUGUCUUUCCUCUUCGGUGGUGGUCGUCCCCAGCCCUCUUCAGCAGAGAAGAUUGCCGCUGCUGAGGCCGAGAUUGACAUGGUCUCGGACAUGUACAACCGUCUUGUCGAGACCUGCACCAAGAAGUGUAUCCCCAACAGCUACCGUGAGGGUGACCUUAACAAGGGCGAGUCCGUCUGCCUCGACCGUUGCGUCGGCAAGUUCUUCGAGGUCAACGUCAAGGUCUCGGAGAAGAUGCAGGGCGAGGCUGCUGGUAAGCAGGGCGGUGCUGGCGGUUUCGGCAUGUAA
Molecule: messenger RNA, 288 nt
Organism: Aureobasidium subglaciale EXF-2481
Lineage: Eukaryota; Fungi; Ascomycota; Dothideomycetes; Dothideales; Saccotheciaceae
Exons: 2
Coding region: 1-288 (95 amino acids)
Biological process (GO): protein insertion into mitochondrial inner membrane
Cellular component (GO): mitochondrial inner membrane
Source: RefSeq, a predicted model, not a curated record